Messenger RNA from Rotaria sp. Silwood2, 1728 nucleotides. Lineage: Eukaryota; Metazoa; Rotifera; Eurotatoria; Philodinida; Philodinidae. The record is from the annotation of a GenBank genome assembly.
AUGAGAUCCCUUGUUGUUCUUCUCGUAUUGUCUAUAAUUGUUGUCGGAGGUGAUCGUCAUUUAAAUGGAAAUGGACCAUUUGGUAAAGGUCAUGGUAUGGGCGAUGAACCAAGUCCACAUGCAUGUAAUCGUCGUACGGGCAUUCGUUCUUCUUUGAAAAAUCUAAACUUCAUGUAUAUAAAUGUAUCAGCUACGUUUUAUUCAAGCAACGAUCAAAUCACUAUUACAUGGACACCAACAUUAGCUCCUUGUAUUGAUGAUUUUGUUGGGAUUUAUUUUGUUGAAAUUGAUCCUUUAGACGCUUGUGGCUAUUUCGAUUAUGAAUUUGUUAAAAAAGAUCAAAGUAGUACAUUAUGGCAAAUGACAAAUUUACGUCGUAAACUUGAAUUUCGUUAUUAUUCUCGUGAUUAUACUUGUUCUGGUAAUUAUUCCUUAAUUGCAAAAUCUCCUGUAGUUGAACCAUUAAAUUACAAUGAACCAACACAUAUUCAUUUAGCCUAUGGUGAUCGUAUUGAUCUAAUUUAUGUUUCAUAUUUAACAAAUUCAUCUGAAUAUAUACCUCAAUGUCAAUAUGGAUUAAGUCCAUUAUCACUUAGUUUACGUGAAAAUGGAACAACAACAACUUAUACAGCAUCCGAUAUGUGUGAAGAAAAAGCUAAUAUAUGGGGACCACAAACAUUUAUUCAUCCUGGAUAUAUGCAUACUAUUUUAUUAGAAGAUCUUCGCCCAUCCACAACAUAUUUCUAUCGUGUUGGAACUGAUCAACAUGGUUGGUCACAAAUUUAUUCAUUUACAAAUCGUCCUGCAAAUAAAGAUGAAUCAAUCAAUUUAAUUGCUUAUGGUGAUUUGGGUUUAUCACCAGUUGAACUUGGUGCUAAAUCAACAAUUAAUCGAGUAACAUCACGUAUUAUAUCAACAAAUGUUACUUGUUUACUUCAUAUUGGUGAUAUAAGUUAUGCUCGAGGUAUUGGAGCUUUAUGGGAUGGAUUUAUGACUCAAAUACAACCAAUAUCAGCUCGUGUACCCUAUAUGGUUGGAAUUGGAAAUCAUGAAUAUGAUCAUGUUACUGGGGGAGAUAAAGAUCCAAGUGGAGCAUCAGGUCCAGGAGGAUUUAGACCUAAAUGGGGUAAUUAUGGUUCUGAUUCAGGUGGUGAAUGUGCCGUUCCAAUGGUUCGUCGUUUUCAUUCUCCAUCAAAUGGAAAUGGUCUUUUUUGGUAUAGUUUUGAUGUUGGUCCAAUUCAUAUUAUUUAUUAUUCAACAGAACAUGAUUUUCGUCGUCAAUCUGAUCAAUAUCAAUGGAUUGAAGAAGAUCUUCGUUCAGUAAAUCGUUCUCGUACUCCAUGGUUAAUUGUUGGUUCCCAUCGACAUAUGUAUACAUCAGAAUCUGAAUAUCCAAUAGAUUUAAUUAAAUUAAUGCUUCAAUUAUAUUUAGAACCAUUAUUUUAUAAAUAUCAUGUUGAUGUUAAUCUUUAUGCACAUCGACAUUCAUAUGAACGUUCAUGUCCAAUGUUUCAACAUAAAUGUGUUGAUGAUGGUAUAAUACAAGUAUUAAUUGGUAUGGCUGGACAAGAUCUAGAUUCAGGUUCAUAUUCAGGUGCUGAAUGGAGUUUAUAUCAUGAUCAACAAUUUGGAUAUACAACUAUAUUUGCCAAUCAAACUUAUUUACAUUUUACUUAUUAUCAUGAUAGUGACGAUAAUAUUGCUGAUCAAUUUGAACUUCAUAAAUAA